AGAGCUGGCCGGGCGGGAACGGAAGACGCAGUCCCGGCACCCAUUUUCUAGACAACGGGUGUGAUCCUCGGCUUCCUCGUUUAUCGAGCGCCUCCCGAGGCCCGGCCCUAGGAUGCAGCCCGGCAAUGAUCUGCGUAGUCUCUCCCUGAUGUAUCAGCUGACGAUACAUCAUCCUGAUAAGGCCGCGACUCAUCAAAGUUGUGACAGAGGAGCUCGUAGAAUAGGGAGCUAGUCCUGGGUUCUGGGCGUGCUGGUAAAUGGGCUCUUACCGGCGAGUUGAAGGGAGGGAGGAUUGCAUCAGGGGAACUGCCUGUCCUAGAGGGCGCGUGGGGGCGGGAUCUUGGUGAAUUGAAGCUGAGAAGUCAAGUGCGGCGGUGGCGGAAUGAGCGCGAUCAGGGGAGGGGUGCGCUAGGAAGCCGAAGAGGGAGGAAGGGUUCAGAUCAUAGAGUUUGGAACGCCCGUGGGUGGAGGUUGGAUGGUAGGAGGGCAGGAAUGGUGAGGCGACCACUUCUAGGAGGUCACAGAUGUAGAUGAGAGAUGGUGGCCUACGGUGGUGGCAGUGGGUAUAGGAGAAAAUUGGAGCUGUCGAGAUGAUAAUUAAAAAUUGACAAGACUUUUGGAUUAGAUAUGGGAUUUGAGUGAGAGGUUAGUAUCCAACGAUGAUUCGAAGUUUCUGACCUGAGUGAAUUAUAUAAAACAAAACAAACCAAUUUGACGUUUGCUAGGGGACCUUUUUCCCCUAGUGUAAAAACAAAAACCACAAAAAAUUUUUCCUCCCUAGUUAUAUGUACUCAUUAUAUUUUGUGUGCACACUGCAGAAAAUUCAGAACAUACACACAAAAAUAUUUUUUAUAGAAAACAAUAAAAAUUACCUGCAAUUCUGCUAUCCAAGAUGGCCGUACUUUGGUGUGCUUCCUUUAUGUUUUUGCUUUCUGAGUGCAUCUUUUUAUAUAAUUGGGUAUACAUUCUGUCUGUAUCUAUUUUUUUUCCAUUGGACGUUAUCAUGAUAAUAAAGGUUGAACUGCUGUGUGCUAGGACGUUAUUCACAAAUUUUAUUCUUUCCUGAUUGUAACAGAAAAGAUCAGAUGUAAUUCCAGCAAGUCAAGGAUAACUUUUUGUUGUAUUUUUCUUUCAAUAUUUUUUCUUUUUGUGUACCUUUUAAAAAACCCCACAAUUUGUGUCACAUUUUGUGUUUUGUUUUCCAAUCAGAUGUGAAGUACUUAAUGUUAUUUAUUGCUAUAUUUACACAUCCUUAACUACUCUUCAAGACUAGUUUUUAGUGGUUGUUUAGUAAAAACCAAUCCCCUGUUACUAGUUAGGUAGGUUUUCAACUUUUUACUCUUAGGAUGAUGAGAAGGACAUCUUAUUACAUAAAUCUUCAGAUUGCCAAUUUAUUCCUUAAGAAAAAUGCUAGCAAUGGAACCUAGGUGAAAGGAUAAAAUGAACCUAUAAAAUUGCCUCACCCAAAUAUCUCAUUGGGACUGUAAUUGAAAUUGUUUUAAAGAUCAGAUUUUUGCAGUGCUUAGUUUUUCCAUUUCAAAGAUAGAUUAUGUCUUUCCAGUUAUUUGUAUUUUAUGUCCUUGUUAAAUUUACGUCUAUAAAGGGUCAGUAUUAUUAUUUAAGAAUUGUACCCUCGUGGCUAAAUUCCCAUGUGUGAAAUGAAUAUCUUUGUCAUACUUUCUUCUAUAAGAUUAUUUUCUUUAUAUUUGCUAAAAAUAUAAACAAAUGGUGAGAUCAGAAAGCUAAAAAGACCAAGUUAGAGUGAGGUUUCCUUAAUGCUAUAAGUAACCUGUGGUCUAAACAAUUUUUGGUUUUCUGCUCCUAGUUGUCUGUUGGGAAGCUGCCCUUCUUCCAUGCAUCAGAGCCUGCCUUAUCUGCACAGCCAGGGGGCCAGGUGUCAACCUUGAUCCUUUCCCAGGAAUGGUAAAGGAAGCUAGAAACAGCUCAGCAGGGUUAGGAAGACAGUGUCUCAUGAGAAUGUCAAAUGUUUUGGGGUGGAUUUUUCUAGUUUAACAGUUCUACAUCUCAUUAUUCAAGUUACUUUAAUAUAUUUAAUUGUUAGUAAGGAUAUUUGUUUGUUAGUGACUUACAGUUGUUAACUUUUGGUCUUUUGGUCUUGUGCAAUAGAAUCUUGCUUAUCGAUGAAAUGCAGUUAACACAUCAGCUGGACCUAUUUCCCGAAUACAGGGUGACCCUUCUGUUAUUUAAAGAUGUAAAAAAUGCUGGAGACUUGAGAAAAAAGGCCAUGGAAGGUGCCAUUGAUGGCUCAUUAAUAAAUCCUACAGUGAUUGUCGAUCCAUUUCAGAUACUUGUGGCAGCAAACAAAGCAGUUCACCUCUACAAACUGGGAAAAAUGAAGACAAGAACUCUAUCUACUGAAAUUAUUUUCAAUCUUUCCCCAAAUAACAAUAUUUCAGAGGCCUUGAAAAAGUUUGGUAUCUCGGCAAAUGACACUUCAGUUCUGAUUGCUUAUAUUGAAGAGGGAGAAAAACAAAUAAAUCAAGAAUACCUAAUAUCUCAGGUAGAAGGUCAUCAAGUUUCUCUCAAAAAUCUCCCUGAAAUAACAAAUAUUACAGAAGUCAAAAAGAUAUAUAAACUAUCUUCACAAGAAGAAAGAAUUGGGACGUUAUUGGAUGGUAUCAUUUGUAGGAUGUCAACAAAAGAUGUUUUGUGAAAUGACAGAAAUAUUAAAAAUUUUCAGCAAUUAUAAAAACCAUUCAUUAUUUUUUCCGGAUUAUAAAAUCUAUUACGUUUGUUGUAGAAAAAUUUAAAGCACAGAAUGGUAACAAAGGAAAAAAAACCAUUCCUGAUCCUAUCUCUUAAUAUUUUAAAAGAUAACCAUGGUUACUGUUAUUUGUUACUGCCUUCUAGUCUUCUGUUUCUGUUCAAAUAUAUUUUAUUUUUAUGUAAGUGGAAUAA
Messenger RNA from Orcinus orca (killer whale), 2919 nucleotides. RefSeq names its product TP53RK binding protein (gene TPRKB). The transcript has 4 exons. The coding region runs from base 2147 to 2674 and encodes 175 amino acids. Gene Ontology annotation, cellular component: cytosol; EKC/KEOPS complex; nucleus. Gene Ontology annotation, biological process: telomere maintenance via recombination; tRNA threonylcarbamoyladenosine modification. Lineage: Eukaryota; Metazoa; Chordata; Mammalia; Artiodactyla; Delphinidae. The record is from RefSeq and is a predicted model, not a curated record.